AUGGAUAGCGGCAGGCUGGAGGCGGCCCCUUCCGGGGCGGUACACUUGGACACAGUGAGGGCCUUGCACCAGACUGUAGUCUCACUUAGAACUGCACUUGAGGUCUCCAAGAAUGAACUGAAACAGUUAAAAGAAAAAUAUGAACAGCACUCUCAUUGUUUAGAAUAUGCUGAUGUUAUAGAAAAAUUGACUUUGGAGAACCACAUUUUGAGGCGGAGGAUUAUAGAAUCUGAUUAUCAAGAAAAGGAACCUGAUGCACAGAACAUAAAGUUGGAAGUUACUUAUAGCCCUAAUACACAUAAUAUUGAAGAGUUCACAAGUAGUGAAGUGGUGAUUGCAACUGCUACAGACAGGAACAGCACUAUUGAUGAGUUAGAGCCCAUUCCUCAGGAAUCUGAUGAGAAUAGCAAUUUCUGUUCGGCUGAAAAGUUGAAUGAGAUCCCAGAGGAUGUAGAACAAUUUUCUGAAGCACCAGAGUCUCCUGCAUUCAAUGAGUCUGCAGAGUCAGUACCCCCUGAUGAUGUAAAUAACAAUACAGAAGUAGGAGAAAUCUCUCAGGUCUCAAGUUUGCCCAAAGAAACUGAGGAACCUGAAGAACUCCAUCAACCAAGUUUUAAGACUAAGCUUGAACUACUAUCAAAGUUUGAUGUACGAAUUAAAGUGCGGACUUUGAAAGAAGGUACAAUUGUUUCUAGCACCACAUCAGACAGCGAUUCUUCUGAAGACAGAAGAGCCUUUGAGAAAGAUUCUGCAGUAUUUACUGGUCAACAUUUUCAAGAAAAAAAGGGACAGAUUGAUAAUAAGACAGUGAAUAUAAAGUCUAUGACUACAGACAACGUCAGGAUGGCUGUCCCAAAUGAAGCAGAUGUUAAAAGCAAGUCCGACAAGUUUGAUGUCCAAGUGAGGAUAACCUCGGAGGAAAAUCUUGUUGUGAAGGAAAAUAUUGAGAGGAGCAGAAGAAAGGAAACGCUGAACUUGGAUGUUGAUGAUUUGAGUCUUAGAUUGACGCCGAAUCUCUAUGCUCCAGUCUUCAACGUCAAGAAACCGUUCAGUUCUAUCAUAAUACCAAUAUCGUUGUCUGAAGGUGACAACUCAGUGUUUUCUGAAGGGGGCACGACCCCUAUAGACCCGAAUGCUGGUGCAGCAAGUGAAGAGAAACAAGAGGAUAAUGCAAGUGGCAACGAAUCGGAAGAGGUCGACGAUAUAGAACUUAUAUUCACUACAGACGAAUCGAAGGAUAUGAGUAAUUUACAGGAGGACCUCGUCUCCAUUCGCGAGGGUGACCAGUGGGCCCCACAAUCCGCAUCUACAGCGAAUUCCACGCCAGUCCUCAUUAAAUUCCACACACUUGACCCUGACUUCCAACCAGGAAAGGAGACUAAAAUCUCUCCAAUAGAGAACCAGGAGAAUAAUGAUCGACCAAUAGAAGUCUCCAAACAGAAGAGGGUCUCGCUCCCAAAUGAUAAAGAGAUCAGACACGUGGCGUUUAAUGGCAAGGGAAGUUUAGAUCUCCCUGGCCGUAGCAUCCUGAAGAGUUGUGACAACAGAUCAGAUAAUAUGCUGUUCAGAAAAAGCCCUAAUGUGAGUGCAAGGAGGUUGGAUAGCAUUGACAGUCUCACUUGCGAGUACAAUAGAGGCCUAAGUUUUGAUAACACCAAGUCUUCGAGCUUCGAACUCGGUUCCAGCAUGGACAUCCUGCAUAGAGAGGAAAGUGUUGACAGUUUCCACAGGAACAUUAACUUAGGCCAUCGGUAUUCGGUGUUCGCCGAAACUGAUAUCUCCAAGUGCGGUACUUCUGAAGAUGACCUGGCUGCUAACUUGAAUGUUAGGAGGAAUACUUGCCCCAAUCCAUUUCAGUACAGGCCCUCGAACUUCCGAGGCGUCUCCCGACCUCCAGGCCCGUUCAAGGCUGGUACGGCCCGUCUCCGACCUGUAUUACGUGAUGGAGCGCACCCUCGCAGGGAGAGCGGCGCACAAACUGACGUAUGCGCAUUGCCACCACGAUGGAGUUCCGACGGAUAUCUUGCACAUAAGCUGCCUAUUCCGCCGACCAGCGUGCCCACAGUGCCGUCCCGCGGGGCGACCACGACUCGACGGCUGACCGUACCGGAUGCGCGACCCCCGCCGCCUGUACGACGUACGGACGAAACGCGACGAGUGCUACUCAGUGACAUUGGUACACUCACUUGUUCCUUCUUUCUUUAUCAUAGGGCGGCAAACGAGCAGACGGAUUACCUGAUGGGUUCACAUCGAUGGUGCCCGAAUUGUCUCGGUCUGCGGACCCGGUGUGGGCGCUGGGCAAGCGACAGUCCCAUCCUGAUGACUCUACCACCACAUCUACUUCUAAAUUCUAGCCGUCCCUGGCGCAGCUCUCUGCCAGACGUCCGUCGUGAUGAUACGGAUGAACUGCUAGAAGAAGCGGAAAUGUUUGUGAGGCGAUCUAUUGACAACCUGCAGGCGCCAUCUAUCGAUUUGGAAAAAUCAAUCGGUGUGACGGGUCAGCCGUACAUUCCUUCGGAACCUCGUCAGCUGAGACUCGGACAUACGGUGAAGGUGAUCACACCGCACGGACGUAUCGCUGUGGGGCGUGUCAGGUACGUGGGCCUGGCCGGCGCGAGUACGGCGACGAGCUCGGUGGUGGUGGGCGCCGAGCUCAUCCACAGCCAGCAGCCAGGCCUGCCGCGCAACGACGGCCUCUACCGCGGACGCCGGUACUUCCUCGCGCCGCCCCUACACACCGCGCUCUUCGUGCCGUUCUCUAAGGUAGUCAUGGCAUGGGCUAAUUAA
Messenger RNA from Spodoptera exigua (beet armyworm), 2787 nucleotides. NCBI's taxonomy places the organism in Eukaryota, Metazoa, Arthropoda, Insecta, Lepidoptera, Noctuidae. The record is from the annotation of a GenBank genome assembly.